AUGGAUCCAUUACACAGGCACCGGUCACUUUACAAAGGAACCACUCCACCAUGGAAAGAGACUUACCGAAAGCGCUGUGUGGAGAGGUUGAAGAACAGUCGUUCACGGUUACUGGAGAAGUACCGACAAAUGGGUGACAGUAUCGUCGCCGCGAAGCGCUCGCUGCUCGUCCAGGAGGUUAUGGAGAUGGAGUGGAACGUCCUGAAGUCUGCAGACAGUCGGCUGCCGUCACUGUGGCCCAAAGAUGGCAUCGGCGAUAUGAACAGUGUGAUGCAAGAAUAUGACGAACUCGCGGUACUGGAGGAGAUACAGCAGGAACUGAUAUCACAAGAACUUUCCAUUAUAGAGGAAUAUGAGAAGAGCCAGCAGGAAGAGGAGCAGUAUUUGAACUCUGUGGUGGAGGGAAUGGAGGAGAAUGGAUAUGUUAUCUGUCCUGUGUGUCAUGUAAACAAGCUGACAGUGAACAGCCAUUUUACGUCUUGUCCUUGUGGCCUGUACAUCAACACAGUGGGCAGGAACGUGACCGCGGAGGUGCUGCAGCGCCUGCUGGAGACCAGACUGACCGAACACAUGGAGGAGUGUCUGCGCAACCCUGUGUUCAGUGUCACGCCCAACACGGACGGCUCAGCCAAUCUCAUGAUCAGCUGCCAGGUCUGUGAUUACCUGUCAGUCGUUCUGUGAUCUGUCAGAUGAGUCCUGUGUGUCCUGGGCUGAUCAUGACGGAACAGCCUCCCGU
Chanos chanos (milkfish) is the source of this 736-nucleotide messenger RNA. It is a transcript of the gene rpain, whose product is annotated as RPA interacting protein. The transcript has 7 exons. Gene Ontology annotation, cellular component: PML body; nucleus. The record is from RefSeq and is a predicted model, not a curated record. Lineage: Eukaryota; Metazoa; Chordata; Actinopteri; Gonorynchiformes; Chanidae. Gene Ontology annotation, biological process: protein import into nucleus. Bases 1 to 681 code for a protein of 226 amino acids.